This is a messenger RNA of Schistosoma haematobium, 2142 nucleotides long. It is a transcript of the gene NPR1, whose product is annotated as Nitrogen permease reactivator protein. NCBI's taxonomy places the organism in Eukaryota, Metazoa, Platyhelminthes, Trematoda, Strigeidida, Schistosomatidae. The coding region runs from base 64 to 1587 and encodes 507 amino acids. The record is from RefSeq and is a predicted model, not a curated record. The transcript has 14 exons. Gene Ontology annotation, molecular function: peptide receptor activity; protein kinase activity; ATP binding. Gene Ontology annotation, biological process: receptor guanylyl cyclase signaling pathway; protein phosphorylation; intracellular signal transduction.
AGCGACUGCGUUCCAGUAGCAAUGAAACAAGUCUACGUUGAAUUUACUGAGUUAACAAGCGAUAUGCAAAGACAACUAUGGGAAGUUAAGAAAAUGAAACAUAAUAAUUUAGUGAAGCUCAUUGGGGUCACAUUUAUAUCACCUGUCUUAUCAUUGUAUACAGAGUUUUGUGAUAGAGGAAGUUUGUGUUACGUACUUCGACGUGAUUCUAUCCCGCUAAGUUGGAGUUUAAGAAUAGGUUUUUUAACUGGUCUUGCAAAUGGUUUAGCUUAUUUACAUCAUUGUCAGAUUGUACAUGGUCGAUUGAAUUCAUCAAAUUGUGUGGUUAGUGAAAAAUGGACAUGUAAAAUAACAGAUUAUGGAUUAGAUAAUUUAAUUUGGUCAAAUGAUUUUGAAAAACAUAAAACGUUUUUAGAUAAACCAGAAAAUUUACCAUAUAUUCCACCUGAAUAUAGAGAUUAUAAAGAAACACUAUUCGUGCCAGCAGUAGACAUAUACAGCUUUGGUACAAUCAUGUGGGAAACGGCAAGUCGGAGUGAUCCGUCUCAAGAUGACGAAUUUGUGGCAGAUCCAAUGUAUAAUCACCCGGAAUUGCCGACUAAAAGACGUUUUGAAACUGAUGUUAAAUACGAGGUUGCAACAGUACCGCCUUUUGAAGAAUACAACAAUUUGAUGGAAUCUUGUUGGAGUGAAAAUACACUUAGACCAAACUUAAAUGCAAUUAUAGAAUGGUUGACAAAGAUUAAUCCAAAAAAUAUUGGAGUUGAUGAAGAUACAAUACUUACGAAAGAAUAUGCUAAAUGUCUUGAAUCUAUUAUUGAAGAUAGAACACAAGCGCUUCGUAGUGAACAAAAAAUGGCAGACACUUUACUUAACAGUAUGUUACCAAAACAAGUUGUAGAAAUGCUAAGACAUGGUGAGAAUGUACCGCCUGAAGCAUUUGAACAAUGUACAAUAUACUUUAGUGAUAUUGUCGGUUUUACCACAAUUUCAUCAAGUUCUACACCAUUUGAAGUUGUAGAAUUUCUAAACAAAUUGUACACUCAAUUCGAUGAUAUCAUUGAUCGAUACGACGUUUAUAAAGUGGAAACAAUUGGUGAUGCAUAUAUGGUUGCAUCAGGUGUUCCAAGAAGAAAUGGUGAACGUCAUGCGAUAGCAAUAGCUGACAUGUCACUUGAUCUAGUCAGUGUUUCACACAGUUUCGUAAUUCCUCACAAACCUGAUGAACCGUUAAAAAUUCGAGUUGGUUUACAUUCAGGUCCAGUAUGUGCUGGUGUUGUUGGUUUGAAAAUGCCAAGAUACUGUCUUUUUGGUGAUACAGUCAACACAGCAAGUCGAAUGGAAAGUACUGGCGAAGCUUACAAAAUACACUGCUCAGAAACAACACACGCUAUAUUGGAUCGACUUGGUGGUUUCACUUUUGAAAAACGUGGUACAAUAACUGUGAAAGGAAAAGGGGAUAUGCAGACAUGGUGGAUCACAGGACGUACUAGAGCUGAUUUGGCGAAAGAUUGCUGCCCACUGCCAAUGAACUGGAAAAAAAGACUGAAAAAAACAGAACCUUCGAACCAAACUGAGAAUCCAUAACAAAAAUUACAUUCAUACCAUUCAUGGAUUGACGAAAACUUAAGAAGAUCUUGUAAAGUGUUAUAUAUCAUAUCGAGUCCUCAGAUUAUAUAAUAUUAUAUUAUUUAUGGUGCUUAAAAGAGUAUUCGCCACAGUUCAUGCAUUUUAAUCUUGACAUCUUUAGCAAGCAUUCUCAUUUUGUUUUGAAUAAUGAAUCCUACAAAAGUAACUGACUAUUAAAUUGUUGUCUCGGUGUUUUGAACUACUAACAAUUUAAAAGUAGCAUAAUAACAAUUAUGCCAAUAGUGUUGACAAUUUGAAUGCUGAAGGUGUUAUCUCAGUUUAAAUGAAUUAUUCUUUUUAAAAUUGCUUUGAAUAAAAUAGUGGUAGAAAAUAUUGGAUUAUCAUUGUUAUUCUUUAAAUGCUACGUUAAAAUAAUGUUUGGAAUUCAAAAUCAGUAAUGUAUUUAAUAUGUGCCAUUUCAUUCUGAAAACAAUUCCUGCGAUUAAUGACAUGGAAAAAGGGUGUAUUAUCUGACAGCUUUGGUUAAUUUGAAGAAAAUAAACUUUGACCGUC